GCCAAUGGAUCCUCUCAGGCAGAACAAACUGGAUGAAGCACUGGUUAAAAUUAUUGCUUAUGACUAUCAACCAUUUUCCAUAGUCGAGGACAAAGGCUUCAGAGAAUUUUUAAAAACCGUGGACCCUUCAUACACUCUGCCUAGCUGGAAAACAUUAUCUCAAGCUCUACUGCCUAAUAUGUAUGAAAAGCUAAGAGCUGAGGUAUUUGUAAAAAUCAAGAACGCCUCUGCUGUAUGCCUCACAACGGACUGCUGGACAUCUGUGACGUCCACAAGCUACAUGUCGGUGACAUGCCACUAUGUACAGGAUUUUGUGAUGACCUCCCAUCUCCUGGACUGUUUUGUCUUGACAGACAGACACACUUCAGCUCACCUGUUAAGUGAGCUGAAGAGAGUGGCAAAUGAGUGGGGUGUCAGUGACAAAGUUGUAGCUUGUGUCACAGACAAUGCCAGAAACAUUGUGGCAGCCGUGGGAGACCAACUGCACUGGGACCACAUACCGUGCUUUGCUCAUGUGUUAAACCUCAUUGUUAGAGCUGCACUUAAAGAGAUUCAGGACAUAUUGCAAAAAAUAAAAGCUGUGGUGGAAUACUUCCAGAGAAGCACAGUUGCUUCAGACAAACUGAAGGCCAUACAGCAACAGAUGGGCCAGGAGCAACUAUGUUUGAGGCAGGAUGUGGCUACAAGUUGGAAUUCAACAUACUACAUGUUGAAAAGGUUCAUUGAGGUUAAGGAUCCAGCCAUCUUCACCCUGGUACUUAUCAAUGCACCAGUAUCCGCACUGUCCACAGAGGAAUGUGAAAUUGUCCAGGAAACAGUGGACAUUCUCAAACCUUUUGAGGAGGUCACCGUUGAAGUGAGCACUGAGAGGUUUGUGACAGCCUCCAAAGUGAUCCUGAUGGCAAGGGGUCUUCAGAGGAUUGUUGCUCGCCAUCAAAGAAACCCAUCAGUCCAUGAACCUGUUCAAAAACUGGUGGACAGCCUGAUGUCAGAUAGGUUUAGCAAGGUGGAGCAGAUUGAGAAGCUUGGUGAUGCUACUUGUUUGGACCCAAGGUUCAAAAAGCAAGCCUUUGUUAACAACAUGGCAGCAGAUGAUGCGGUGAAGAGGAUCACAGCUGCUGCAGCACACAUUCACCCCAGUCACACUGAGGAGGUGGAGGGUCAAGAUCCUGCUGCAGCUGCCAGUACUGGGGCCAUGGUUUGGGAAGACUUUGAUAAGACGGUAAUAAACACCAGGCCUUCCAGUUCAACAGAUGCUUCCACAUCAAGCAGCUCAACUGCUGCCAUGAUGGAGAUGCGGGCCUACCUGGCAGAACCACUUCUGUCCCGCGGAUCGGAUCCUUUGGCGUGGUGGAGGAUGUGCUCACCCGUAUAUAAAACUCUGUGUGAGGUGAUGAAGACCAGACUGUGUAUUGUAGCCACAUCUGUGCCCUCUGAGAGAAUUUUCUCAAAGACUGGGCAGAACAUCACAGACAGACGGAACCAUCUCAGCCCCUCUAAGGUCCGUGAGCUUGUGUUUUUGAAUGCCAACUUGCCUUAGAGCAGGCCCUAAAUGUACUUGUUACUGUAACUGUUCUUGCUGGUUUGGUUUACUUAACAUUAUUCUUAUUUGACUUUAUUCUUAUUUAACUUUAUUUGCAUCCCUUAGAUGUGUGCAGUGUUAUGCAUAUAUAGUUAAGUGUGUUUGUGAAUAAAUACUUAAAAAAAUUA
Molecule: messenger RNA, 1710 nt
Organism: Cynoglossus semilaevis (tongue sole)
Lineage: Eukaryota; Metazoa; Chordata; Actinopteri; Pleuronectiformes; Cynoglossidae
Product: zinc finger BED domain-containing protein 1-like
Molecular function (GO): protein dimerization activity
Source: RefSeq, a predicted model, not a curated record